AUGGCGUCCUCGCUGUCCAAGGGCCCCUUCUCGGCCAUUCGAUCCAGCAACGCUCCCUUCUCUGCCUUCUACUCCGGACCGGCCAUUGCUACACCAUGCCAACGCCGAUACCUUUCUCAAUCCUCUCAGCGCAGUGCUGGCCUCCGCGGCAUGCCUCAGAACAUCUCCAUGCCAGCUCCCGCUCAACCUAGUAUGCGGACCCGGGGUAGGGGUAUGCCUAGGACGGAUCUCCCCCAGGACAUCGGACUUCUGCCGGGAACCUUCAUCCGGCCGCUUUGGAGAGAUAUGCCCUCCAUCUUCCAGCAACCCUCGGAGCGUUUACAUAUGGAAUGGCUGUGGAUCAAGUCGGCUUUUCAGAACUUCAUUGGAGUCCUCGCCUACUGCAAAUGGCUCAACAAGGGACUUGCACUUAGGCUGAAAGAGCGCCGACAGAUUGCUUCCGAAUACCACAAGAAGAUGUACACUGCAUUUGCCGCCGGCGAUAUUGCUACCCUACGCAAGGUGUGUUGCACCGGCCUUGCCAACCAGCUGAGCACCCGCAUCGCUGCUCGUCCCAAGGGUGAGCGUGUCACUUGGAACCUGGACAGUUACAUUCGCUCUCCGGGCACCUACUUCACCGGUGUUCGCGUUAUGUCGGAUCGUGCGACUCAGAUUCCCGAAAUCCCCAACUCCGGAGUUCGCCAGGUCGUCCUGCGCAUCACCAGCCGCCAGUCGAAGGGCACGACGAAGGCGUCUCCCAACGGUGCCCCGGCCGAUAGCACGGCCGUGGCCAACAAUACCAAGCAGCAGGACUGCACCGAAUACCUUGUCAUCCAGCAAUUCCGCUGGGCCGGCGAGGAAGACCAAUGGCGCGUCUGGGGUCACGCUACCCCCACGACUGUGGAGGACCUGGAGAGUCCCUUCUUCGCCCGCGGCAUGAGCCUGGCGGACCGUAUGGAGGCUAUGAGGGAGACGAUGACUGGAAAGAAAUAA
Molecule: messenger RNA, 972 nt
Organism: Aspergillus niger
Lineage: Eukaryota; Fungi; Ascomycota; Eurotiomycetes; Eurotiales; Aspergillaceae
Exons: 3
Coding region: 1-972 (323 amino acids)
Cellular component (GO): mitochondrion
Source: RefSeq, a predicted model, not a curated record